AUGGCGUCUCUCGCACCACCCCAGUUGCGCGUCGACACCCGCAAUCACCGCGGGAAUGAAAACGACGACGCUAUAACCCCGUCGCCGAUAUCGACACAUUCAAACCCGUUUCUCACACCAGCAAUCAGCGCUGCAACAAGUAUGCAUUCGACUGCCUUGACGGAAGACCCGGAUAGUGCUCUUCACCCCGAUCCCGGGACGGAAGGCGACUUCGUUGUCGAUAACAACCCAUUUGCUUUUAGCCCUGGGCACCUCAACAAACUUCUCAACCCAAAAUCUUUGGCAGCUUUCUUCGCACUCGGCGGCCUGCGCGGUAUCGAAAAGGGUUUACAGACAGACGUCAAGGCCGGUCUAUCCCAAGAUGAGGUGGGGGUCCGGGGUCUAGUUAGCUUCCAAGAGGCCACCGGUCACCAGGAGCCCUCCUUCGCCACAUCCGGUGCACAGCCAUCAGCCACAACACACCACGCCGAUGCCAAUAGUUUCACGGACCGAACCCGAGUUUAUGGCAAAAACGUCCUACCUGCCAAGAAGGCGACACCCUUGUGGAAGCUCAUGUGGGGUGCCUACAACGACAAAGUUAUCAUUUUGCUUACCGUUGCCGCCGCCAUUUCGCUGGCCCUUGGACUUUAUGAGACUUUCGGCGCCGAACACGACCCCAAAGAUGGUCAACCGGUUGAUUGGGUCGAAGGCGUAGCGAUUAUCGUAGCUAUUCUUAUCGUUACGCUGGUUGGAUCUUUGAAUGACUGGCAAAAGGAACGGGCCUUUGUCAAGCUCAACGCUAAAAAGGAGGACCGAGAGGUCAAGGUUAUUCGAUCCGGCAAGUCUUUCAUGUUGAAUAUCGCAGAAAUUCUGGUCGGCGAUGUCAUUCACCUCGAACCUGGUGAUCUCGUUCCCGUGGACGGUAUCUUCAUCAGCGGUCAUGAUUUGAAGUGUGACGAGUCCUCGGCGACGGGCGAAUCCGACGCCCUCAAGAAGACUGGCGGCGAUGCCGUCUUCAACGCCCUGCAGGCCGGAAACGCAUCCAAGGAUCUUGACCCUUUCAUCAUCUCUGGCGCCAAGGUUCUGGAGGGCGUUGGCACCUUUGUCUGCACGUCCGUCGGCACCAACUCCAGCUUCGGGAAGAUCAUGAUGUCGGUUCGCACCGAGAUGGAGGCGACACCUUUGCAAAAGAAACUCGAGGGCCUCGCCAUGGCUAUUGCCAAGCUUGGAAGCAGCGCUGCUGGUCUGCUAUUCGUCGUCCUCCUCAUCCGCUUCCUUGCCGGCCUCGGCUCUAACAAUAGCACCGGUGCUGAGAAGGCGUCCACCUUCAUGGAUAUUUUGAUUGUCGCCAUCACGAUCAUCGUUGUUGCUGUCCCUGAAGGACUCCCGUUGGCUGUCACUUUGGCUUUGGCAUUUGCAACCACCCGUCUUCUCAAGGAAAACAACCUGGUCCGUAUCCUGAGGGCAUGCGAGACGAUGGGUAACGCCACGACAAUCUGCUCCGACAAGACUGGUACCUUGACGACGAACAAGAUGACUGUUGUUGCCGGCACUUUCGGCUCUGCUAGCUUUUCCAAGUCAGUUGAGGGAGAGAAGACCAUCAGCGCCGUCGAGUUUGCUCAAUCACUUCCUGCAGCUACCAAAAAGCUCAUCAUUCAGUCCAUCGCUAUCAACUCAACCGCCUUUGAGGGGGAGGAGGAAGGUCAAGCUACCUUCAUUGGUUCCAAGACAGAGACUGCCCUUCUUCAGUUCGCCAAGGAUCACCUCGGCAUGCAGGGACUGGCCGAGACUCGCGCCAAUGAGGAAGUGGCUCAGAUGAUGCCUUUCGACUCCAGCAAAAAGUGCAUGGGUGCCGUCAUCAAGCUACCCGGUCACGAAGGAUACCGCCUUGUGGUCAAGGGUGCCUCUGAGAUUCUGCUCGGAUACUGCAGCCAACAAGUCAACGUCAACGAUCUCUCCAUCUCGACUCUACAGCAGUCUGAUCGCCUCAACCUCGAGGCGACGAUUGACGUCUACGCCAAGCAGUCCCUUCGCACCAUUGCCCUCAUCUACCAAGACUUCCCUCAAUGGCCUCCUCAUGGCGUCAACGCAACCAUUGAGGGGCAUGUCGACCUCGGCGAUGUCCUCCAUGACCUUGUCUUUGCCGGCGUUGUUGGUAUCCAGGACCCGGUCCGCCCCGGUGUCCCCGAAGCUGUUCGCAAGGCCCAGCACGCUGGUGUCGUUGUUCGUAUGGUUACUGGUGACAAUGCCGUUACUGCUCAGGCCAUUGCGACCGAAUGUGGCAUCUUCACGGAGGGCGGCCUCAUCAUGGAAGGCCCCGUCUUCAGAAAGCUUUCCGUCGAGCAGAUGAACGAGACGCUACCCCGUCUGCAAGUCCUUGCCCGCUCUUCACCGGAAGAUAAGCGCGUCUUGGUCACCCGCCUCAAGGCUCUCGGUGAGACCGUUGCUGUUACUGGCGACGGUACCAACGAUGCGCCUGCGCUGAAGGCUGCUGAUGUUGGCUUCUCAAUGGGUAUCUCUGGUACUGAGGUCGCCAAGGAGGCAUCUUCCAUUGUCUUGAUGGACGACAACUUCACCUCGAUUGUCACGGCCUUGAAAUGGGGAAGAGCAGUGAACGACGCCGUGCAGAAAUUCCUUCAGUUUCAAAUCACAGUCAACAUCACCGCUGUUCUCCUCGCCUUCAUCACCGCCGUCUCCGAUCCCAACAUGGAAUCCGUCCUCACCGCCGUCCAGCUCUUGUGGGUCAACCUCAUUAUGGACACCUUCGCCGCCCUCGCGCUCGCCACGGACCCCCCGACCGAGAAGAUCCUCGACCGCCUGCCGCAGGGCAAAAAGGCACCCCUCAUCACCAUCAACAUGUGGAAAAUGAUCAUCGGCCAAGCCAUCUUCCAGCUGACCGCGACCCUCAUCCUGCACUUUGCCGGCAACGCCAUCUUUGGCUACGAUGCCAACAACGAAGACCAUCAGCUCGAGCUCGAUUCCAUGCUCUUCAACACGUUUGUGUGGAUGCAGAUCUUCAACGAGUUCAACAACCGCCGCCUUGAUAACAAGUUCAACAUCUUUGAGGGCGUGCACCGCAACUACUUCUUCAUCGUCAUCAACUGCAUCAUGGUCGGCGCCCAGGUCGCCAUCAUCUUUGUCGGCGGCAAGGCAUUCCGCAUCACAUCCGGCGGCAUCAGCGGCGAGCACUGGGCCGUGUCCAUUGUCCUCGCUUCCCUCUCCCUCCCCAUGGCCGUCCUCAUCCGUCUGUUCCCCGACGCUUGGUUCGAAAAGAUUGCAAAGACCGUCGGCAGACCCGUCGUCAUCGUCUACCGCGCCCUCGGCAGGUUCUUCACCACCAUCGGUGCCGCCUUACGCCGCAAGAAGACUCCCGAGGUCGACGCCGUAUCCGAGGAUGCGGGCGUUUCUUCGGGUUCCGACGAUGCCAAGGUUGCUGCACCGGAGAUUGUCAUCUCCACGCAGCCUGAAGAGACCACCAACACUAGAGAUGUUGAGAAAGCCCAGUGA
Colletotrichum orchidophilum is the source of this 3486-nucleotide messenger RNA. Its product is annotated as calcium-translocating P-type ATPase. Gene Ontology annotation, biological process: intracellular calcium ion homeostasis; calcium ion transmembrane transport. The transcript is spliced from 2 exons. The record is from RefSeq and is a predicted model, not a curated record. Gene Ontology annotation, cellular component: intracellular membrane-bounded organelle; membrane. Lineage: Eukaryota; Fungi; Ascomycota; Sordariomycetes; Glomerellales; Glomerellaceae. Bases 1 to 3486 code for a protein of 1161 amino acids. Gene Ontology annotation, molecular function: ATP binding; ATP hydrolysis activity; P-type calcium transporter activity.